This is a messenger RNA of Zingiber officinale, 2011 nucleotides long. Its product is annotated as proteinaceous RNase P 1, chloroplastic/mitochondrial-like. The transcript is spliced from 6 exons. The record is from RefSeq and is a predicted model, not a curated record. NCBI's taxonomy places the organism in Eukaryota, Viridiplantae, Streptophyta, Magnoliopsida, Zingiberales, Zingiberaceae. Gene Ontology annotation, biological process: tRNA 5'-leader removal. Bases 73 to 1842 code for a protein of 589 amino acids. Gene Ontology annotation, molecular function: protein binding; ribonuclease P activity.
AGAAAUAAAACGGUUUAGCUCGCCCACUGCACUGCAACUGCAAGUGGAAUCGAGUUGGGUGGUCCGAAAUCCAUGCCUUUGCCUCUGGCCGUCUCUGCCUCUCCUCGCUCGAUCUUCCUCUCUAGAUUUAAAAUCUUCCCCUCAGUCUCACCCCGCUUCCAUGCCCUCCACCGCUUCCCCUCGCCUCUCCUCCGCCCUCGCCCCUCUCUCACAACUUUCCUCCUCAAACCCCCUUCGUCCCUAACCCUCGCUACCCGUAUGCCUUUCUCCGCCGCCGCCGCCGCCGCCGCCGCCACCCCCGCCGCAGCUACGCCCAACCCUGACAUCGCCCCCGCCAUCACCAUGUCCAAGAAGAAAGCCCGCCGCGACUCCCCUGAGUUCAUCCUCCGCCGCGGCCUCGACAUGUGCUCCAAGAACGGGGACCUCCCCGAGGCACUCCGCCUCUACGACGCCGCACGCGCCGCCGCCACUCCACUCUCCCUCCACCUCUUCAACGUCCUCCUCUAUCUCUGCUCCUCCCCCUCUGCCGGUCCCCUCGGCCUCGACCGCGGCUUUGAAAUCUACCGCCAGAUGGGCCUUGACGGCGUCGAACCCAACGAAGCGACCUUUACUAGUUUGGCCCGCCUCGCCGCCGCCAAAGAGGACCCCGACCUUGCCUUCGACCUCGUCAAGCAGAUGGCUGCCGCUGGUAUCCCGCCCAAGUUGCGUUCUUUUGGUCCGGCGUUGUUUGGGUUCUGCAAGAAAGGCGAGGUCGAGAAGGCUCACGAGGUGGAGGCUUACAUGACCGAGACUAACGUUGAGCCCGAGGAGACAGAGCUCGCUGCGCUCCUUCACGCCAAUGUUCAAAAGGAUAGGGGAGACGAUGUGUAUCGUCUGCUCCACCGGUUACGGACUAUUGUUAGACGGGUGUCCGAGUCUACUGCAGAUAUGAUCGAGAGUUGGUUUAAUACGGAAGCUGCAGAAGAAGUUGGGGUGGAGAAAUGGGAUAUCAAAAUAGUGAAGAAAGGGAUAGUGGAGGGAGGAGGCGGUUGGCAUGGGCAGGGUUGGUUAGGGAAGGGACGUUGGAACGUGGGCAGGACUCAGAUGGACGAGACUGGCGUGUGCAGGAGGUGCGGGGAGAAACUUGUGUGCAUAGAUAUAGACCCUGCAGAGACAGAAGAUUUUGCAAACUCACUGGCAAAGCUAGCUUCUGAGAGAGAGGCUAGGGCUGACUUCACAGGAUUCAAGGAUUGGCUUGAUCAUCAUGGACCAUUCGAUGCUGUUUUAGAUGCUGCAAACAUUGGCCUUAACAACCAAAAAAUAUUCAAUUUUUUUCAGCUGAAUUCGGUUGUCAAUGGUAUGCGUCAAUUGAGUCCUUCAAAGAAAUUGCCUCUGAUUAUUCUUCACAGUCACCGCUUGAGAUCUGGCCCUGCUGGUAAACCACAUAAUCAGAGACUGUUGGACAGUUGGCGCAGGGCUGGGGUAUUAUAUGCAACCCCACCUGGAUCAAAUGAUGAUUGGUAUUGGCUAUAUGCAGCUGUUAGAUGUCGAUCCCUGCUUGUCACAAAUGAUGAAAUGAGAGACCACUUAUUUGAACUACUUGGAACUAGCUUCUUUCCGAGAUGGAAAGAGAAGCAUCAGGUUCGCUUGACCUUCUCACCCAAUGGUCUCGCUUUUCACAUGCCACCUCCAUAUUCAGUAGUAAUACAGGAGUCUGAAGGUGGGCGAUGGCACAUACCAACAGUUUCAGGUGAUGAAGUUGAAACCUCUAGGCAGUGGAUCUGCUCAACCAGAUAUGCUAUGGCAGCCUCUUCACCUCCUCCGCAAAAAGAAACAAAUAAUUUAUCUAAAUUAAACUAUUAAGACGUAAGCUUUUGUAUAUUCAUUUUAAAACAUUUCAACUUUAUUUGAUCAUUCUUGUAUUAUUAGGCUUAGAGAUACUGAGUAUCUCUAAGCCAGAGAGUUCUCUUGUAAAGGACAAACAUACUUGAGAUACUUGAGUAUUUCAAUCAUUAAUUUUAUCUUGACCGUC